Molecule: messenger RNA, 2853 nt
Organism: Eucalyptus grandis
Lineage: Eukaryota; Viridiplantae; Streptophyta; Magnoliopsida; Myrtales; Myrtaceae
Product: ethylene-overproduction protein 1
Biological process (GO): negative regulation of ethylene-activated signaling pathway
Molecular function (GO): protein binding
Source: RefSeq, a predicted model, not a curated record
AUGCAGAAUAACAUAAUCACCACAAUGCGCAGCCUGAAAGUCAUAGACGGAUGCAAAAGCGCCCAAGUGUGCGCCGUCAAUCCGUCCGGUCCGGCCUCGGACAUGGGCGGCGGAGGCAGUGGUUACGGAGAGAAACUUUUCCAACAUCUCCAUGAUCAUAUCCGGAUGAAUUCGAUCCGGGCGAGAUCGAGUCGCAACUACCAAGCCCCGAACGAGACUCCGAGCGUAUUGAUCGAGACUUUGCUCCCUUAUGGCCUGCCUAUGACCGAGCUUCUCGAGCCCCAGAUCGAACGGUGCCUCAAAUCUGUCGACUUCGUCGAGGCCCUAGCUCGUAUGUACCGGAAGAUAGAAAACUCGCAGCAGUUUGAAAAAUCCGAUGCGUAUAUAGAACAAGGUUUGAUCUUUCGGGGAUUGUCGGAUCCGAAGCUAGUCCGACGAAGCCUUCAAUCCGCCAGGCAACACGCUGUUGAUGUUCAUGCCAAAGUCGUUCUCGCUGCGUGGUUGAGAUUCGAGAGGAGGGAAGACGAACUCAUCGGUACAUCCUCCAUGGAUUGUUGUGGGAGAAACAUCGAGUGCCCCAAGGCCAAUUUGGUACCGGGCUAUGAUCCGGAAUCAGUUUAUGACCAUUGCAUCUGUCCUCGGGGUCCUAGAGAGGACGACGACGACGACGACGAUCUAUCCAUGAAAGAUGAGGAAUGUUCAACUUCGGAGGAAGACGGUGAUAUGUCAUUUUUUGUCGGGGACGAUGAGGUGAGGUGUUUUCGGUCUAAGAUAGCAUCCCUUUCCAUACCAUUCAGAACGAUGUUAUACGGCGAUUUCAGGGAGUCGCAUCGAGAGAAGAUAAACUUCACCCAAAACGGAUUCUCGCUGAAAGGAAUGAGAGCCGCUGAGAUAUUUAGCAGGAAAAGAUUGAAUUCUUUCGACCCGCAAAUCGUUCUGGAGCUCCUCUCGUUUGCAAACAGGUUCUGUUGUGAGGAAAUGAAGGCUUCCUGCGACGCUCAUUUAGCUUCGCUGGUGCACAGCGUUGAAGACGCCAUGCUAUUCAUCGAUUACGGAUUGGACGAGACGGCAUAUUUCUUAGUCGCGGCGUGCUUGCAGUUGUUCUUGAGAGACCUACCGAGCUCGAUGCACAAUCCGAACGUCAUGAGAUUGUUCUGUAGCUCGGAGCCAAGGGAAAAGAUGGCUACCGCCGGGCACGCGUCGUUUACAUUAUACUACUUCCUAAGCCAAAUUGCAAUGGACGCAGACAUGAAAUCGAAUACAACGGUAAUGCUUCUGGAAAGAUUGGUAGAGUCUUGCACCGAUUCCUGGCAGAAGCAGGUCGCGCUACACCAGCUCGGAGUCGUGAUGUUAGAAAGGAAAGAAUACAAAGACGCACAGCAUUGGUUCGAGGCCGCCGUAGAGGCGGGGAACCUCUACUCAUUAGUCGGUGUGGCGAGGGCCAAGUACAAACGGGGACACAUGUACUCGGCGUACAAAUUGAUGAGCUCGCUCAUUUCUGAGCAUGGACCGACGGGGUGGAUGUACCAAGAGAGAUCCUUGUAUUGCGCCGGGAAUGAGAAGAUGAUGGACUUGAAUGCCGCGACCGAGCUAGACCCGACCCUCGUGUUUCCGUACAAGUACCGAGCUGUCAUGCUGUUGGAGGAGGACAAAAUCGGGGCAGCGAUCUCAGAGAUCAACAAGAUAAUGGGCUUCAUGAUCUCACCUGACUGCCUAGAGCUGAGGGCUUGGUUCUUUCUCGCCCUAGAGGACUACGAUUCCGCGCUGCGGGACGUGCGGGCGCUCCUGACGCUGAAUCCGGACUACAUGGUGUUCAAUGGGAAAAUGCACGGGAACCAGCUGGUGGAGAUACUUAAACCUCACGUCCAGAAGUGGAGCCAAGCUGAUUGUUGGAUGCAAUUGUACGACCGGUGGUCGUCAGUCGAUGACAUCGGCUCCUUGGCCGUCGUACAUCACAUGCUAGAGAACGACCCCGGCAAGAGCCUUUUACGAUUUCGCCAAUCUCUCCUCCUCCUACGAUUAAACUGUCAGAAGGCGGCAAUGCACAGCCUGCGACUGGCUCGGAACUACUCCAACUUCGACCACGAGAGGCUUGUCUACGAAGGCUGGAUACUGUACGACACCGGCCACCGCGAAGAGGCGCUCGCCAAGGCCGAGGAGUCCAUUUCGAUCCAGAGAUCGUUCGAAGCGUUCUUCCUCAAGGCGUACAUCUUAGCCGAUUCGAGCCUGGAUUCCGAGUCCUCAACUUACGUCAUUCAACUCCUUGAGGAUGCUUUGAAAUGCCCUUCAGAUGGUCUCCGAAAAGGGCAGGCGCUUAAUAAUCUCGGAAGUAUUUAUGUCGACUGUGACAAGUUGGAUCUCGCGGCUAACUGUUACAUGAAUGCUCUCAACAUCAAGCACACGCGAGCUCACCAGGGCCUCGCACGGGUGUACCACCUCAAGAAUCAGCGCAAAUCCGCGUACGAUGAGAUGACGAGGCUGAUAGAGAAGGCCAAGAACAACGCAUCGGCCUUUGAGAAGCGCUCUGAGUACUGCGACCGCGACAUGGCGAGGAGCGAUCUCGCCAUGGCGACGCAGCUGGACCCAGUCCGGACGUAUCCAUACAGAUACAGAGCAGCAAUUUUGAUGGAUGACCAUAAAGAAGGCGAAGCGGUACAAGAGCUCACGAAGGCAAUUAACUUCAUACCCGAUCUGCAGCUACUCCAUCUCCGAGCAGCAUUCCACGACUCCAUGGGCAACCCCAGCGCCGCCUUAAGGGAUUGCGAGGCAGCCCUGUGUCUAGACCCCGACCACGUCGAGACGUUCGAGCUAUACACCAAGGCAUGGGAGCGAGCUAAGGAGCAGCAAAAAUGA